AUGGUUUCUACGUCUUUGCCACAAGAUGUUCCCGGAAAUGUUGAGGUAUUUGUACAAAAUACUCCAAUCAGUGAUGACGAUAGUAGCGACGAGGAACCGUUGGCGGCGAAACGUCUUCGAAUACGUCAGCAGGGAGGAGUUCCAACUUGGCGUAAGUUUGAUACGAUAUCUUCUUAUACACCUGAAGAAGUUACUGAGAUAGACCAAAGAAAGCAGUUUGUGAAAGAGGCUUUGAAAGAUUUGAAUCCUGUCCAAAUUUUUGAGAAGAUAUUUGAUGAAGAGGUUUAUAAGCUCGUUAUUUCAAGUACAAAUCUGUAUAAUGAUAUAAUGCAACGGGUACAGUUCGCGAAAAUAGAAUGA
Amyelois transitella is the source of this 360-nucleotide messenger RNA. RefSeq lists its product as uncharacterized. The record is from RefSeq and is a predicted model, not a curated record. Lineage: Eukaryota; Metazoa; Arthropoda; Insecta; Lepidoptera; Pyralidae. The coding region runs from base 1 to 360 and encodes 119 amino acids. The transcript has a single exon.